CCCAGCACGCGCAUACCAACCUGCCACGGCCUGCAGGUCCAGCACUCGGCAGCGCUGUCUUUCGUGCCUCCCGAUCAUCCGGCACGCGACCGACUCGGCAUUCUGCCCAUCGGCAUGACCUUCACGCCAUCCACACCGUACGAGUCAAGCUCCCGCUAGGCCUCUAGAUCUGCGAGCGGCCUCGGUGUAUUGUGUACAAGAGAGCUGCACUUCGCUCCCAUUGCCACCAACGAUGCCCGACGAGGCGCUCAUCACGGAUUUGUGCAGCAUUUGCUAUGAGAACAAGCCAAAGUAUCGAUGUCCGAGAUGUCAGACCAAGACGUGCUCUCUACCGUGCACGCAGAAGCACAAGCAACGAGCUUCCUGUAAUGGCGUGAGAAAUCCAGCCGAGUACAUCAAGAGGUCACAAUUAGCCACUCCAGUCGGCAUCGAUCGCGAUUACAAUUACCUUAAGAGUGUCGAGCGAAGUAUCGAUGUUGCAAAUCGUGACUCCGAGGUCCGUGGCGUGGAUGUGGUGGAGAGGGCUGCCACAAGAUCGAUAGCACGUGCGCGGCAUCCCGAGAGCAAUCUAAGCAAGUAUCUCGAUGAAAACCGCAUCGAGGUCCAAAAUGCACCAGAAGGCAUGAGUCGGCGGAAGGCCAACCAGACGCGGUCCACAAAGCGGCAUCAGAUCAUGUGGACAGUAGAAUGGGUGGAUGCCGAAGGUCAAAAGCAGAUCUCAGACAGCUGUCCAGCCAGCAGCAGCAUAAAAGAGCUCUACUCUCACAAGCAGCUUGAGGACGGCAAUGCUCUGAAGCGAAAACCUGGAGAACAUGCCAAAGAAGCUCAGAAGCGUAGGCGCAAGGAACGACAGGCUGAAUCACAACUUCAACAGGAGAAAUCGGACCAGGAUGCUUCAACGACAGUAGCCACAGAAGCUGAUGCAAAGGUCGAGGACCCUUCAUCUGACGUGCAUGCCAACUCAGACUCAGCCGAGACAGAGCUCGCAGCCACCCAAAUCUCGCAAACCGCGCCGAACAGCAACGAGGAAGGGCCAGAUCACCAAGAAGAGGGCACCGAUGUUUCUCAACAUUUCUAUCUCCUACGCACAGGCACGAACGCCAAACAAAAGGUUCUCAUCCCACUCAGCAGAAAGGCAACACUCACAAGCUGCCUCCAAGAUCGCACUGUGAUGGAGUUCCCUACGAUCUACAUCCUACCGUACGCCCCGGAUUCAUUGCCGAAAGAGUACCUACUAGAAGAGUCAUAUCUCAAGCUUCAAAAGAGCGAGCGGCAGGAGUUGAGAGACGCGAUAGCGAAGGCCGAGAAGAAGGGUGUCUUCGAGCAUGUCUCAAGAGCUGAGAGGGCGGCGAGGAACGCUCCGACUAUGGAUGCGAAUAGCAUUCUGAAUGUGCUGAAGCGAGAUUUGACGAGAUGAUGUCUUGUAUAUAUGUAAAUCACAAGAACCUCUGCAUCGGAACGGCCUUGUCGAAUAUUUCAGAUGGCACUGCACACUGCAGAGAAGUCUCAAAUCUCUCCCUGAUCUAUGCCACAGCCAUUCACCUCAGUC
This is a messenger RNA of Cercospora beticola, 1549 nucleotides long. RefSeq names its product Bcd1p (gene BCD1). The record is from RefSeq and is a predicted model, not a curated record. NCBI's taxonomy places the organism in Eukaryota, Fungi, Ascomycota, Dothideomycetes, Mycosphaerellales, Mycosphaerellaceae. Gene Ontology annotation, cellular component: nucleus; pre-snoRNP complex. Gene Ontology annotation, biological process: maturation of LSU-rRNA from tricistronic rRNA transcript (SSU-rRNA, 5.8S rRNA, LSU-rRNA); snoRNA localization; box C/D snoRNP assembly.